Messenger RNA from [Torrubiella] hemipterigena, 3758 nucleotides. NCBI's taxonomy places the organism in Eukaryota, Fungi, Ascomycota, Sordariomycetes, Hypocreales, Clavicipitaceae. The record is from the annotation of a GenBank genome assembly.
CUUCUCCAAGUACAUGUACAGUACACACAACAAUAGACAACAGUACUCGUCAAGCAUUAGGCGCUGUCGUCUGCAGUGGGUCACGAGCUGCCAGGCGGCCGAACAAAACAAAGCGGCCCCCAGACAAGGCCGCACCUCACCUUGCGUCUCCCAACAGAAUUAUCGUCGGUGAAGCACAGGAAAAAAAUUCGAAGACCAAGAAGCAGAAGAGCACGCUUGGCUACGGAAAUACGACGCACAAUAGAUCGACAAGACUAAGAACCGGGCGAAUCGAAUCCAUACACACCAACGUUAGCUUCUGCUAUUGCUGUGGCAUCACGUCCGCCAGCAUGUGGUAGCUCAAAGACAAAUCCAAAUCGCCGCCAUUCUACAAUUCCCGACUUGUUUCUUUGUUCACUCCCAUUCCCGGGUCCUGUAUCGCGCCUUAAUUUACCGAAUACGUAUUCUUGCACAAGACAUUUCUCGUCGCUGUCGUGAGUUGGCCCUCUUUCUUAGCCUUUGUCUGCGCGCCACCAGCAUUCUUCAGCAACACCGCCAGCAUUCCAAACCACCACCAUCGGCUAACAUGCGCCGUCUUGGCUUUAGAUGACGUACCAUUCAACCUUUAACAUGCCGGGGGCUUUUUACCCCGACUCCAGCAACAGUAACACCGCCGGGGCCGCUAUAGCGCAGUCGCCGUUAUUCCACCCGUCUGUCUCACCACACGCCGACUCCCACAGCCCCAAGCGCAAGCGAGUUCGCGGCGGCGUCCACGAUGAUGCCGGAGACACAGUGAUCCGGCCAAGUCUGUUUGGCGGACAUACGCUGGCCAAGCCCCGUACGCCGAGACGGUCUUACAACAUUGCGGGCAAUCUUGAUACCACCUCUGCCGCCAACAGCGGGCUGUUGGACGACAGUAUAUACUCCGAGUCAAAUUACCGAACCGCGCUAGGAGAGAAGCGGCCCCGAGACGAUAGCGAGAGUCAACCGCGGUCCACGGGCAACGAGCCAACACAGCUCUUCCAGCUGCCCCAGGAGCCAGACUCCCCGUCGCGCGGAUGGGGAGUCACAGCGGUCACGGCCCUCGGCGGCGUAGUGGGCAAGGUAUGGGAGUUUUGCAAGGCUGGCGCAUUUAAAGGAUUCUAUGCGGGAGGCGGCGCAGGAUUUGCCAUGAAUGAGGACGGCUCCGUGGCUCAGAAUGCUAUCGGCCCUACUCCCAUGGCAGACGGCUUCGGCUUCAGCUUCCACCCGCACAACUAUGACGACUAUGAGCAGCGCAUACCAGGCCACUUUCCGGCCUCGCAACAUGAGCCCAUUGUCCAUGCUAGCCCUGCCUUUUGUACGGUGCCGCCCAUGGAGGACAGCCGGUCGUCGACCCCCGUGGCAACCAAGCGCCGCCAGACAGAGCAGCUGGACGAGCUGGGCAGGAACUGGGUGGUUGUGGAUCGCUCGGCAGUGGAUAGCUCGGCAUCGGAGGCGAGACUGACAGGCCCGUCUCGCAGGUCUAGCUCGUAUCGGUCAACACCGCGAAACCGUAAUCAGUCUGCGUCUGUGACCACAGGACGCCGUAUACACAGUCCUGCAUCCACGCCGUCGGGCCGCUCCCCCAUCUCGUCAAACUUUAACUACCGAUAUGCUGCGUUUCCGGAGCCUGAUGAGGAGGUAUCAGCAGGAGGAGCUCGACCAGCUUCCUCUGCAUCGUUUGCGUCGCCGCGGUCCCCGUCGCCGAAAAAGGGCCUAAGCAGCGCGGCAUACCUGACGCCGUCGUCGUCGGCGGUACACAUGGCCAGCACCGCGAGUAAUGCGUCGCCCUCGCAGCGCCCUCGAGGCAGCGGGCACAAGCGACGAGGCUCUGCGAACAACACGCCGUCGUCUCACCGUCGCAACCACAGCACGGCGUCGACCGCGUCCAGUCGAGGAGGAGGCGAGGACCUGGAUACGCACGCUAGCCCGCGCCUAGACGCCGAGGCAAGACACUUGGCGUCGCGGCGGCAGCUGGAGGACCGCGACGCGGACAUGCGCAUGUCAGCUUUCAAUAAGCGGCUCCAAGACAUGAUUCGCCAGGGCAAGGAAGCUCUGGGAACAACCAUUGAGAUUGAUGAAAGCGGAGAUGCGGGCAUGGACGCCGAUGGCGGUGUCUGGGAGGAUGAGGAUUAGACAGUCAUCUCUCACCCAGUCAGCCGCUAUCCUUCCAGACCUUGGACUGCACCAGGGGUGGUGAAUCCUUUUUCCUAGGAAAAAGGUACCAAGAGAGAGAGCGUGAGGUUUUGCUAGCGAUUUUGCACUUUUUUUCAUUGGGAGCUCCUUGGCGUUUUUCACGGCAUAUAACGAAACAACCUAUAUCCAGCAGAUGCGAAUACCAGAUAGCGUGUCCGCGCCGCAAUGACCUUGGCGCUGGAACAGAAUGAUGUACACUCUUUUUUUAUGUUAUUUUUUUUUUCGUCCCUCUCUUUGUCUAUUAGUAUAAUAGCCAGCGUCGGUAUAUCUUAGCCGAGAGGGGUGACAUUGCAAACACGUGCUUGACUUCCAUCAGCGAGAGACAUAUAUAUUCAAAGUACAUGAUGCUCUAGCACGUUUUCGAUUCUUCUCUAGUGAUUGUGUUGACAUCGUAAGCUGGACUGCGUAGAAUGACAAAGUGCAGAUCCUGAGAUAGCUCUCGGUUUUCUUCGACGGGUAAUGUGAAUUUCCCGGGAGUCAACGAUUGCGGGGGUCGGCGAUUUUCUCGAAUCCAUUCACCAUCAGGCUGGGCCGUUCUCGAUGAACGCCAUGUCUACGAUGCCUGCGCGUGAUAAUUACAAUCUGGCGGUUGAGAUGUGUACAUCGUAUGGUCGCGUUGGGUCGGUUGCACGCAGCGGGCAAGACAACACGCUAUUAAUAGCAGCUCAUUGCUGGAACGGGGGUAUUUGUCUUGCAAAUUUCUUUUGUUUGCCUGGCCGUGGCUGGGUCGGGGUGUGUGAUGUCUUUGCUGGUGAGACAUGUGCUGUGGUCUGGGCCCAGGCACAAAGCAGGCAUUCAGCUGGCGAUGAUGCGUUUGCUUCCUUCCUUUUAGCUAGGGACACUCACUCACUUCCUUUCGGAGCCAUCCAUCCUGCGCACGGUCCGCAAGCAGAUCGUGCGUGCGUCUGCGCAUCGUGCCUCGGCCGCGUGUAAGUCAACUCAGUGUGCAUGUAAGUAAGUAGGUGUGCUGGACGUUAAAUCCAUGACGCGCUUGAAAGACAUUUGGUUUUUGGACGGUUAGACGCAUGUUUAAUCCUUCGGACGGAAAAGACGGUUCCUUUUUUUUCUUGCGUGCAGCCAGCGAGCGUUCUUUUUUUUUUUGCUUUUUCUAACAUCAUGCAAGAUACCCACGUUGUUCAUUAAACUUGCAGCCCGCUAACCAAAAAGCAAUGAGAAAUCCCAUGAUAUCCCUCCCGCUUUCUUCCUAAUUGACUUUUUUUCUUUGAGCCGUUUUCCACCGUCUCGUCUAAUCAACAAGUGGCGAUGCUGUCAAGCAAAAAGUCUAAACUGGCGGACAGCACCCGGGCCCCCGCGGACCAAGAUGAUUUGAGUUUGCCCCGAAACCCAGUGUGCCGGGUUUAGCCAAUCCGCCCAGCUGGGAGAUGUUGUCUCCCGAUCUAGGUCGGGGCUUUGUAGGGCAGCGCAAGCAGACGCUGUGAUUGCUCAGAUCGCGAGCGUGGGCAAAAGUCUAAAGCCCACCACGGCUUGAUUACUAUUGUUGCGUUUUUUUUGUUGUAUUCUAUGUGAGAGAAUCGUGCCAAAAAGCAACGCAAGCAGCUGUU